AUGCCCUUGGACUCAGACACGUUGGAUCGGGUGAAGCAGCUCUUCGUGGUCACCAUGCCGCAGGAGCUGGGCAAGGGCCGAGAUGCGCAGAAGUAUGGCCGAAGCUACCAGAACCUUGAAGUCACCUGCGCGUGGCGCCUGGAGUACCCAAGCCAGUGGCUGAAGUAUGCUGCCGAGCGGAAUUCGGUCAACAUGAACAUGCAGCAGUUACGCCGCCAGGCGAUUCCUCUCCAAACCUGGACGAGCAAGCUGGAGGAAGCUUCCAAGAACAUGCCGGGGACGCUGCAUGCAGAGGUCGGGGAGCGGUUCCUGCUUCACGGCACGAACCCUGCGCGGAUCCUGGACAUCCUCCACCAAAGCUUCAGCGACAAGCUGGCGAGCCUCAACGGGAUGUUCGGUGCUGGAAGCUACGUCGCCGAAGACCCAGAGAAGAUUGACCAGUACACCACGCCGGAUCCAGGAUUCGAGGUGCCCGGAUUGGAGGAGCUCCACUCGCGUCUCUACCGGGCAGGCGGAAAUGCGCACCCAGGAGAAGACACCUUCUACUGCUUCCUGGUCCGUGCGGUCUGCGGUGCCUGCCAGGUGGUGGAAGGCCUUGACAAAGAUCGGCUCAGGGACGCAGAUUCUGGGACAGAAGUGUUUCUGACACCAGAUCGCCGCGUGCUGAGCCACAUUCCACACGCCUCGCCAUCCCUCUCCUACCAUACCUUGGUGGUGAACGUCGCGAAGCACAAGGUUCCCGCUGGUGUUUACAGAUUCCGUGAGGUUGUCCUCUUCGACGGCAACCGCAUCUACCCAGAGUAUCUCUUGGCCUAUCGCAGGAUCUAA
Messenger RNA from Symbiodinium sp. CCMP2456, 828 nucleotides. The record is from the annotation of a GenBank genome assembly. Lineage: Eukaryota; Dinophyceae; Suessiales; Symbiodiniaceae.